GUGAGAAUGUCGGAGCAGAUCGAACAGAUGAGUUUACCUCCCGGCUGGGACUGUAGAUAUGAUGCCCGAACGGGCCGAUAUUAUUACGUGAAUCUAUUCACGAAAACGACAUCAUGGGAGGAUCCGCGCGCUCGAAUUCGCCAACUACAAACGGGGGCCCCGCUGCACAUCUCAAACGACAGCAUCUCGGUGCAGCCAGUGCAUGGUUCUCCCUAUCACGUGUACCCUUCAAGUAACUCGUUCUACCCAGCUCAGCAAGCUUUCCAGAAUCCACCUUCAGGUGUUCCCAGUCUAACAGCUAGUCCCAAUUUAACCACCAAAUUGCAGCAACCGCAGCAGCAACAACAACAACCUAUCGAGCUAUCGCCAAUAGUUCGGUCCAGCCCACACACCCCUCGAAUGGGCCUCGGGCGCAAUGCAAUGCAGGAGACGUCAUUUUCCAGCAAUGUCAGUGCCGCCGAUACCGAUGCCACCGUUGCCAAGAUCAACUCCAUGUUCCCAACCGUCCCGGAAACCCACAUUCGGAUGCUGUUGAAAAAAUACUACAACCGCGAAGCUGUCGUCAUAAGUGCCCUGCAGGUGGAGAAACACCCGCUGACCACCCCGGGCCCAUACUCGACGCCCCCGCUGCCCCAGCGCCACUUCCACAACACGGCCAUGGGUGUGGUUUCCGCCUUCCAGAUGACCCCGGUGCUGAGCGGUCGCAGCGAGGUUUCCACCUCCCGCACCGGUAGUCCGAUUCCGCGACCGGCCAGCUGUGCCAGCGGAAGCUAUUACGGCCAUGGAAGCUACUACGGCCAUGGAUCGCCGCGCAGCAACGGAUUCGACAUCCGGCACAACUCGCCGAAACCGCAUUCAUCGCCCAAGAUGAGACUGAGAUAUCUGAAGAGCUUCUUCCCGAAGGCAGAUGAAGACUUGAUUCUGGACGUGCUGGCCAAUGCGGAUAACAACGUACAAACAGCAUCGCAACAGUUGAUCAAAUUGGGCUACGAAAAACGAGAGCAAUCAGGCAAUCAGCGGAGCUCGUCUCGCAAGGGCUCCGAAAAGGAUGGCCCAUCGCAGUCGGCUGCGGAUGCCAAGCGGGCUGAAUCGCAAACGCCUCCUGCCAAACCUAAGACCCACGAGGAAAAGAAGAAAAUUAAGUCCCGGGUCCAAUCCAAGUACAAAGACAUUGCCGAGCGAAUCAUUUUGAUGGCACUGGAGAGCGUCGACUAUUCGGAAGAUCGUGCCAAGCAAAUUCUCAACAUUGUGAUCCAGGAAGACAGAGAAAAGAAGAAGAGCGUCAAAAUUGACGCUCCUCAUAAGCCGGAAGAAGACAAGGAGAAUGCCCAAGCAGGUAGCACUACGCCAAGCCGCGCCAACAGCACAUCAUCCAACUACGUGCGCCCUCCGAAAAAGGGUAAUCUAACCCCAGAUGGUCAUCCGAAAGCAACGACAAUCGAAGGUGGCAUCACCACUGGAGCAGCGGGCGUAGAAAACGAAUCAACUGCGGCAGACAACGAGAAUGCAACCGAUGCUUCCAUUGAAAUCACCACUUCCACCAAUUCCACUGCAAUCAUUAAUGGUUUACCACAAUCACCACCACAAUCACCAUCACAGCUGCAGCAACAACCACAAUCUGGCACCAGCAACGGCAAUCAAGCGCAAGCAACCGGAAGCACCGAUUUGAUCGACAGUAGCAAUAGCAAUAAUGCAGCAGCAGCAGUCGCUUCCACUUCUUCCGCAAAGCCGCAAUACCGAACUAGAGCCAAAACCGAUCACGCAAAGUAUUCUAUUUUUAGAAGCUCUUCGUCCGAGGACGAUCUGGACGGUCCGUCGCAGCAGACCAUCCCCGGAGACACGAUGGCCGUCAAUAUCCCGCGGAUCGCCAGCAAGGGUCCCAAUGUGAAGCUGUUCAAGGGACCGAACGACGAUCUGCUCCUAGCGGACUACGUCACGUGGAACGGUGCCAAUCCGGAUCUGGCCAAGGGUACGCAGAAGCUGGCACUCGGUCCGGACCGGUCGAUUCGCUUGGACCGAAGCUACACGGCUCGCGGACCGAAUUCAGACCUGUGCAAGGGUCCAGCCGCCGGUCUGGCCAAGGGAAGUAUGUACGGGCAGCUCAACUGCUCCCUGGCGGCGGACGUCAGAUGCAACUAGGGACGAUUCCGGAGCCGAUCGGCGUCGCCCCGGCUAACGAAACGCUAUAUUGUGUACCACUGAAAUCCUAUACCAAAAACCAAACGAAUCUUUGGUCGUAACUUUUGAUUGACAUUGUUAUUGUGGGUGGGUUACUACUAUUCCUUCCCCUUUCGGGAGAGCAAGAGUGCAAUACUUGAAUCGACACCGAGCGAAAACGAGUUGUCUUAAUCUACGUACUAACGCUAAUAUCUAACUUGUGUGAAUAUAUUACGGAAAGGUGUUGUUUGACUACUUGGUGGGUAUAUCUACUUAACACGCGUUUGAUCUUAUUUUAAGGAUAAAGUUUAUUUUUUUACACUAAAUAUGAUAAGGAAAUAUUAUAUACACAAGUAAGAUGGGGUAGAUGGGCAUAUAAAGGCAAGCUUCAUGAAACCAAUAGACGGCACUAUAACAAACCGGAGUUGCGGUACACCUUGUCACUAAUUAGCAGAACCGGGAAACUUAUAGCAUCAGUCAAUUCCCUAACUUGUAGACUCUUAGGGAUACAAAUGUAGAAGGUUUCGAUUUCACCUAACUAUUUUUUUUGUUUUGCGAAUAAGGUACUCUCGACUCUCGAGUAAGUUGACAUUUUGACGACUGGCUUCAAUUUCCUUUUCUAGUUCAAUAUUUUCAUGUGCGCUGACCUGUAGAUAUCGAAUUUAAAAGAUGAAAAUGAUCCUUAUUCCCUUAACGCAACACUCUCACUCAUUCAUGUAUCCUGCACACC
Molecule: messenger RNA, 2887 nt
Organism: Ochlerotatus camptorhynchus
Lineage: Eukaryota; Metazoa; Arthropoda; Insecta; Diptera; Culicidae
Product: BAG family molecular chaperone regulator 3
Exons: 10
Coding region: 7-2139 (710 amino acids)
Biological process (GO): regulation of hippo signaling; cell migration; negative regulation of organ growth
Cellular component (GO): cytoplasm
Molecular function (GO): kinase binding; ubiquitin binding; molecular adaptor activity
Source: RefSeq, a predicted model, not a curated record